Mytilus trossulus (common blue mussel) is the source of this 1704-nucleotide messenger RNA. RefSeq lists its product as uncharacterized. The record is from RefSeq and is a predicted model, not a curated record. Gene Ontology annotation, biological process: protein monoubiquitination. Lineage: Eukaryota; Metazoa; Mollusca; Bivalvia; Mytilida; Mytilidae. The coding region runs from base 1 to 1704 and encodes 567 amino acids. The transcript has a single exon. Gene Ontology annotation, molecular function: ubiquitin protein ligase activity; zinc ion binding.
AUGGCGACAAGUACAUCAGUGUGCGCAGUAUGCGACCAUCAACACCAAACUAUACAAUCAACUCACUGGUGUAUAGAGUGUGAAGAACCAUUAUGUACUGGCUGUAAAGAACAUCAUAAUGUUUUGAAGGCAACAAGAAAUCACAAAACGAUUUUUAUCUCAGAUUAUCAAUUAUUACCAUCCGCUGUAACCGAUGUAAAUCAGUAUUGUAUUUAUCACAAUGAAAUAUAUCAACUUUAUUGUAAUAAGCACGAGAGUCCAAUAUGCAACAAGUGCGUAAAGGAUCACGGGAAAUGUGGAGAAAUACUUUCACUGGAUGAGCUAGUAAAAGACAUCAAGACUUCAGAGUCCUUCGUUGACCUAGAGCACAGUCUGGACGACAUAUUUACUAAUAUAAAUCUUAUUCGUAAAGACAGAGAGUCGAAUAUAGAAAAUAUAACAGAUCAAAAGAAGAAAAUAGCUGCACAAGUUUGUUACUUAAAAAUGCAGAUCAACCAGCAUGUUGAGAAACUGGAAAAGGAGUUCACCAAAGAACUAGACCAAAUUGAAUUUGAUUGCUGCAACCAAAUGCAUUCGAUUGUGUCAUCUUUGCAAGAUAAAGCAAAGGAAAUAAAUCAGAUCAAGUCAGAAAUCAAGAGCACUAAGAAAUACGCAUCAAAUCUGCAAGCAUUCCUACGUAUGAUGGACAUUCAGUCAAAAACCACUGAACUCGAAAAACAUCUCCAGUUUUGUAUCCAAAAUGAGUAUCACGAGAAAAUCAUCAUAGAGAGUGAAACAAACACUAAGAUAUAUGAUUUUCUAACUGUUGAGAGGUUAGGGUCCAUUAAAGUCAAGAAAAUUCCGUCUACUAAAAUUGACCUUAUAAGAAGGAAAGACAGACAAGCCCAAAUAAUGGUUCCUAAAGCAAUAAAAUCAAUCAACGAUGUCAAACUUGAACUCUUACGAAAAUUCGACACGAAUUGUAAUCUCACUACUGGUUGUUGUGUUACAAAUAAAGGAGAAUUUCUGUUCACAAAUUAUGAAGCUAACAAUGAAAAAGUAAAUGCAAUUAAUGCCGAUGGUGAAGUUGUAUAUGCAAUUCCCCUUACAGACCCGUACAGUGCGUUUGAUGUAGUGUCCUACGAUGGCUCUACACUAGCUGUAUCAACUGGAUGUUCUCUGACACAGCCUGGUAUCGUUUUUGUUGAUCUUAUCAAGAGAAAAAUAAAAAAAUUCAUCGACUUACCUGAUAGUCCGUUUGGAAUAACUUAUGACGGUAAAUCAUUGAUCUGUUGUGUUGCAGACAAAAACUUACAUGUGAUAUCUUGUACAGACUACAGUAUCACCACAAUCCCUAUCACUGCCUCGUCGUGUUAUUCAUACGUUUCAACGUAUGAUGACAAGAUUUUCUAUACAAAUCCGCAUAAACACACAGUAACAUGCCGUUCAUACAGUAGGGAACUAGUGUGGGAGUUCAAAGAUAAAAGCGUGUUAGAUCGUCCGCUAGGACUGACCGUGGAUAACAACGGGAAUGUUUUUGUUGUUGGAGAGUUGUCAUGUAAUAUUAUUGUCAUAUCUCCUGAUGGAAAACAGUGCAAACAAAUACUGACCAAGAAAGAUGGUCUUAAAAGGACGACAGCAAUUUUCUUUGACAAAGUGAGGAAUCAGCUGUUAGUAACAAUUGGAACCGACUUUGCAAAUGUAUAUGACAUUUCUUACGGCUAA